This is a messenger RNA of Phragmites australis (common reed), 1282 nucleotides long. Its product is annotated as protein G1-like7. The record is from RefSeq and is a predicted model, not a curated record. Lineage: Eukaryota; Viridiplantae; Streptophyta; Magnoliopsida; Poales; Poaceae. Gene Ontology annotation, biological process: response to light stimulus; mRNA transcription. The transcript has a single exon. Gene Ontology annotation, cellular component: nucleus. Bases 338 to 979 code for a protein of 213 amino acids.
CGAGACACGUACGUGCUGUGUACGUACGUACAUGCGGAUCCUUCCGGCACGGGGGGUGGGCCACCCAGGUGAACGGCCAACGUAGCUCCCAUCGGCCUCACCAGUCCGCUCGCUGCAGUAACAUUCAUCUCCCCGGCUCCCCGUCGCUCUCCGACUCCGCUCCCCCUCCCUUUCCAACGUCCCAUCUCGAUCCACCCCGUCGCGGCCCCAAGAUCUCUGCUUUACCGCACCCCCGCCCCGGUGCGCGUCCACUCAGCGUGAUCGAACGCUCGAUCGCUACGAGCUAGCUCGCAGUUGCUUCUUGCUCGCUCGCUUGGUCGGUAACUAUCCCACUUGCAUGGAUCCAUCCGGGCCCAGCCCGUCGUCGGCCGCAGGGCUAGGAGGAGGAGGUGGCGGCGGCGCACCGGCCAUGGCGCCGCAGCGGCCGGCGCAGCUGAGCAGGUACGUGUCGCAGAAGCGGAGGGACUGGAACACGUUCCUGCAGUACCUGCGGAACCACCGGCCGCCGCUGACGCUGGCGCGGUGCAGCGGCGCUCACGUGAUCGAGUUCCUCAGGUACCUGGACCAGUUCGGCAAGACCAAGGUGCACGCCCAGGGGUGCGCGUACUACGGCCAGCCCGCCCCUCCUGGGCCAUGCCCGUGCCCGCUGCGGCAGGCGUGGGGGUCACUCGACGCGCUCAUCGGCCGUCUGCGCGCGGCGUACGAGGAGAGCGGCGGCACGCCCGAGUCCAACCCCUUCGCUGCGCGCGCCGUGCGGAUCUACCUCCGCGAGGUGCGCGACUCCCAGGCCAAGGCGCGCGGCAUCCCGUACGAGAAGAAGAAGCGCAAGCGCGCGCAGGACGCAGCGGCCGCCGAGCCUUCGAGCUCGUCCGCUGCUGCUGCCGCCGCCCCAGGCGGCGUGUCCGGGAGCAGCAGAGGCGCUGCAGCUGCGUCCACCGAUCAAGCUGGAGGCAGUGGCACUGCACCAGGAACCUCUUGAGUACAGUAGACCUGCAGAUCUUGUUUAAUUAUCGUAAUUUCUUUCUCUUGUCUAUUCAUAUCGAAAAAUUUAAGCUUUUGCUAUGCUUUGUCGUUGCUCCUUUCUUUGUUCAUUUCAUCCUUUGUAGCUUGUUUUUGGAGUCCCUUUUUUUUUUCCUGAUUCAUCAGGUCAGUAUAUGGCUAGAAGUUGGAGCUAGCUGAAGGGGGAAGUGGGCAGAUUAAUCGUCGCAACUGCGCAUUCAUGAUCUGAUACAUAUUAUAUCUUUGGUAAAGAAAUGAAGAUUUGAGGCCAUGUUAAUGGCUU